This is a messenger RNA of Gopherus evgoodei (Goodes thornscrub tortoise), 1307 nucleotides long. RefSeq names its product transmembrane protein 229B-like. Lineage: Eukaryota; Metazoa; Chordata; Testudines; Testudinidae. The record is from RefSeq and is a predicted model, not a curated record. The transcript is spliced from 4 exons. Bases 813 to 1307 code for a protein of 164 amino acids.
CCCGCGCUCGGGGCUGUCCCUCUUGCCUCUCCCAAUAUGGCGGCGGAGGCGGGUCGGGGACCGCCCUGGGCGGGGCUUAGCGAUGACGCCGCGCUGGCUGGUGGGGAGUCUCUUCAAGCGGCAGGCGCGCGCCGACAGGUGAGCGGCAGGUUCGGAGCAGGACUCCCGCGCGCCAGCCAGGCACCGGGCACGGUCCUCUCCCAAUGGAGCUAUCCUGCAGGACCUCUGUUCCCCAGGGCUGGGUUCCUCCAGCCCCAGAAUCAGACGAACACAUGCACAUUAACAGAGCGCGUCUGAGAGAACCGGGUCAAUCAGUCCUCCCAAGCUGACCCCUUUAUAUGCCCCUGGACUCAGCAGACUGGGUCGAACAUCACCUCCAAGCUGUCACCUUCAUAUGCCCCUGGACUCAGCAGACUGGGUCAAACAGCACUUUCAAUCUGCCACCCUCGUGUGUCCCAGGUUCAGCAUGUCCCUAUCCCCACUUUCACAUUACAGUUGUUCUGGUAGUAAUCCACCUGAUGAGCAAACAGCACAGGAUUUUUGGGCGCUGCAGGGAUCUUUUAGCUUAGGUACGAGGAGCGAUGCCGCAGAACGAAUGAGAAAAGGUGGGAUUUGGCUCGAAACAAAACACAGACUAUUCCCCUGCUGACAGAGAUCAAGCUUGGGAGAUUUCGGGGUGACGGUCUUUCUGCCGGCUGCCCUUUGAAUCUCUGCUCUUUGGUGAAUAAAAGGAUCCUCGCGUUCUCUACAAGCCAAUCUAAGUGCCGGGGGUGGAGCAGAACCCUGGUCCAAGGCAGAACGGAUCCCACGCCAUGGGCAGCCGGGCCGAGCCCCUGAGCCCCCUGACCCGCUGGUACAUCUACGCCAUCCACGGCUACUUCUGCGAGGUGAUGUUCACGGCCACCUGGGCCUUCGUGGCCGAGCGGGACUGGAAGUUCCAAGGCGUCACCAGCGUCUGGGCCCUGUUCAUCUACGGCACGUCCAGCCUGGUGCUGGAGCGGAUGUACCUGCUGCUGCGGGGCCGCUGCCCCCUGCUGAGCCGCUGCCUGUGUUACACCCUCUGGAUCUACCUGUGGGAGUUUGCCACCGGCUACCUGCUGCGCCGGUUCGACGCCUGCCCCUGGGACUACAGCCACUUCCGCUACCACCUCAUGGGGCUGGUGACGCUGGAGUAUGCCCUCUUCUGGUUCCUGGGCUCCCUGCUGCUGGAGAAGCUGAUCAUCGGGAACACCCUGCGGCUGCGGCUGGAGGGGCCCGGCCCCACGGCCGCCCCCGCCGGCCGCUUCGCACCCCACAAGGACGCCUGA